Amphibalanus amphitrite is the source of this 510-nucleotide messenger RNA. RefSeq names its product transcription factor Sox-1-like. The transcript has a single exon. NCBI's taxonomy places the organism in Eukaryota, Metazoa, Arthropoda, Thecostraca, Balanomorpha, Balanidae. The record is from RefSeq and is a predicted model, not a curated record. Bases 1 to 510 code for a protein of 169 amino acids.
AUGGGGCUCGAGGUGAUUUGGUUUCUGGUCGUGACGGUGUUGGUGGCGAUCAUGUGCUUACGCUGCUGCUGCUAUCUCAGGGACAGCAGACAGGAGCAGCAGCCGGAGCCACCGGAUCCGCCGCCGACGGAGGAGGUCGUUCAGCUGACGGCGCACCGCCCGGGCGGCCAGCGCCACCCUCAGACCCACCCUCAGACCCACCCCCAGCACCACCCUCAGCACCAUCCUCAGCACCAGCCUCAGCACCAUCCCCAGCGCGGACCGGCCUCCAACGGACGGCGGCGGGAUACAGCGCCCUCCGCGCCGCCGGCGGGCGACCUGCCGCCCUCCUACUCCGAGGCCAUGUUACAGGCCGGCGGUGUGCCCUCGUGGACACAGCAGGACACCAUGCCGCCGGCAGCAGCAUCAGCGGGCUUGGCUGGCGACGCCGGCACCUCUGCCGCGCCUACGGCCGCCCAGGAGAUUGGCCGAACGGACGGAGAGCCACCCGGACCGGUGACCUGGUCCUAG